AUGGCAUCCAUAGCGUGCGUUCCCUCGCUUCACCAGCAGCACGAUGCAGUAACGCUAGCUGCAUUACCUCGCCUUCCCACCUCUGCCUUCUGGCUCUCCACCCUGCGCCCCGUGCCGCGCCUCACCGCGUCCCUCCUCCUCUCAGACAUCGAGUCCCGCGUCGCCACCAUCCGUCGCAGACGGCCCCCGGUCACCGAAGCCUCCCUUCACACCGUCGUCUUCUUUCUCGCUCUCGGCCUCACCCCCUCGCGCAUACUCGACCUCUUCUCCCGCGUACCCGCGCUCCUCAAGAGCCGCUGGGACCGCGACCUGCUGCCAAAGUUCCACCUGCUGCUCGCAGCCGGGGUAGACCUGCCGUCCAUCUUCUCAGCGGUGAAUUCCAUUCCCAACUGGUUGCGCUGUGAGACGCGCGGGCUGGCGGGCGUGGUGGGGUUCCUGCAGGCCAUGGGCGUGCGGAGGGAGAAGAUGAGCAGCAUUGUAAGGCGCGCGCCUGCCGUGCUGCAGUAUGACGCAAACAACAACCUCUGGGCGUGGGCUGAGGCGCUGUCUGGGGUGAUCCUGCAGGAGGACAUGGGCGAUGGGGAUGAGGAGGCGGGGGAGGAGAGCGAGGAGGAGUGGAGUGAGGGAGAGGGAGAAGUGGAUGGGGAGGAAGUGGGGAUGGCGAAAGAGGAAUCGGGGGAAGCAGCAGUCGGGGAACCAACUGCUGGCCAUGAAGCUCAGGUAGUGGUCCCAGCUAGUGCAGGUGCAGGAGAGGCCGCAGCACGAGCACCCGAUGCCCACACAGAGCAAACAUCUGCAUCAGCACCCGCCCAAGACGCAGCAGAGACAGAGAGCCAAGCAGCCGCAGGGAUCAAACCCGAGGGCCCAGCAUCAAUAUCCCCGCAGCUGCAAGCGGCCAUGGAGCGGCGUGUGUUUGGGCAGUUCAUAGAGAAGUACCCGCGCAUCAUGUCCAACUCCGCGCCCUUCAUCACCCACCGCGUGCGCCUGCUCUGCUCGCCUGCCUUCGGCCUGCGCCUGCCCAAGCUGCUGCGCAGCGCCAACCUGCUGGGCAUCAAGGAGGAGAAGCUGCGAGCCGCCCUGGCGUUUCUGGAGCGCGAGGUGGCGUGGAGCAGUGCGGAUCUGCGCAUGAUUGUGAACGCACAGCCCACUAUUCUGGGACUGGACCCGGAGAACCUCAAGGAGAAGGUGCUGUGCGUCACCAGACUGCUGGAUGGGCCUGGUUAUGCUGCUGGUGCUCUGGGCGGUGGUGGUGGCGGUGGUGCUGGUGUGGGCAAUGGCGCCUCUGCUGCUGGCGCCGCAUCUAGUGGAGCUAGGAACGGAAGGGAACAGCAAGCCCCAUCACCAGCAUCUUCAGCUGCUCCAACUGUGGCAUCUUCACCAGCCGAAGCAUCAUCAUCAUCAUCAUCAGCAGCAGCAGCAGCAGCAGCAGCAGCAGCACGGUCGCGGCACACGCGAUCAUCCAUCUGUGGCCCAGUAGCAAGAGACGCCUUCCACGUGUACCCGUCCCUGCUGGCCACCAGUGUGAGCACUCUAGAAGACACCUUCGCCCACUUCCAAGCACGAUUUCCCCCUGAUGCCGUGCGCUCCCUCCUCUCCACCUACCCCUACCUGCUCUCGCGCAAGUGGGAACGCAAUCUGGGUCCGAAACUGGACUAUUUGGUGGAGGAAACAGGGCUGGAUGCUAGUGAGGUGCUGCAUUAUCCGCUCUAUUUCACGCACAGCCUCGAACGACGCAUCAAACCUCGAAUUUCAGCGUUCCAAGCAGCGGGGUAUAGGCUGGUGUCGGCUGCAGGAGCGGCGCAUGGGGGAGGGGAGGAGGGGGAUGGGGACGGGGAGGGAGGGGAGGAGAAGGGCUGGGUGAGGAGCAGAGGGCGGCCGUCGAGGGCAAGCAGUGGAGAUUGGAUGCGGCAUGGUGUGUUGCUGACGACCCUGCUCCAUUGCACAGAUGCUGAAUUCGUGAAAAAGUUCGGGGUUCGCCUAGGGGUGCCGAGGGAUUAG
Messenger RNA from Closterium sp. Yama58-4, 1998 nucleotides. The record is from the annotation of a GenBank genome assembly. NCBI's taxonomy places the organism in Eukaryota, Viridiplantae, Streptophyta, Zygnematophyceae, Desmidiales, Closteriaceae.